AGACUUAAAUUAUUUUUUUUAAUAUUUUCUUUACGGAUUCAAUUUGUUUUCCGGGCAACGAUCAAUGGCAGAGCAACGGGACUGUAUUUGGGCCCUUAUGAAAAGAUGCUGCCGAUUCACUAAAAAGGGGGAGGAGAAAAAGUCCUUCGAGAAGCUGUGCCAGCUGUUCUGCCAUCCCACCAAGAAGACAUAUCCCCUGCUGGCGUACCACAGCUAUAUGAUCCGAAAUAGUUAUCCGGGGCCGCUGGUGACCUACGACAGGAUGGCUCGCUGCGAGAUGCGUCUUAUGACCUUCUCGGAUCUGACCGACAGCUACCUGACUUUGGUGUUCGAUAAGCUUGCUGAGCAAGAGCGGCAAGAGAAGAAAAGAAUCGGGUUGCAGAGGAAGAAGGGAAAAAGUUGUGCAGUGAAAAAGGAGAGCAAGUGCCGCAAAAAAAGAUAUCAUAAGUGUACGCAAAAGCCGAAAAAGAGGGAAAGCUGCCCGACGAAAAAGAAGAGCAGUGCAGAGAAGAAGGCCAAUCUACGGGCGAUGAUCAGGAGUGAAAUUCGCGCCGAGAGGCUGUACGAGAUGGAGCUAGGUAGGUGCCCUAAGGACGGGAAGCCUUGGCUGAGCCUCAUGCCCAGACGGAAGCUGCCCCACCACUGCAGAGGGCACACCGGAGAGAGGCUGCGGGCCACCGCCUACUCCAACUUCCAGCAGAGCUUCGGGAGCCGUUUCAGGCAAAUGCACCCGCGAGCCUGCCGCAAACGAGUGCGUGCCGAGACGCGUACCAGGUGGGACGCCCUGAAAUGCGACCAGCGAGUGCGCUUCGUCAUGAUGGCCCUCUUCUACCAUGUGAGCACUGGAGCCCUGGAUCCCCUCGAUAAGUGCGCUGUCGGGGCGAUGUACAGAAAGCUGAAGGGCACGGAUUAGCAUGAGCAUCUCGCCAUUACCCAUUACCCAUCUCUCCAUCAUCCAUUUCCCAUUUUGCAUUUCAAUUUUCGAUUUUCGAUUUCGAUUUCCAAAUUUGCACAUGGCCCAUGGUCGGCUCCGUUGACAUGGCCUUGGGGUUGGAGGCACUUGAUUAACAAUUAGCGAUUCACGAUUCAUGAUUCGCAAUUCGCGGGAAGACAGCCAAGGUCGUCGUUCCCCACCCCAGCCCAUUGGGUCUCCCGAUCGAAUCAAUUUUCGAUGCGCCUAAAUUAGCCAUACAAAUCUGUUGUACAAAUAAAACAAAAAGCAAACGAGCAGCGAGCAGAGCAGAGAAAGUUUUUCAAAUGUAAUUUCGGUUCGCUGGCAAAUAAAUAAAAUAAAAUUGUGGCAAA
Drosophila obscura is the source of this 1305-nucleotide messenger RNA. RefSeq lists its product as uncharacterized. The transcript has 2 exons. The coding region runs from base 65 to 913 and encodes 282 amino acids. NCBI's taxonomy places the organism in Eukaryota, Metazoa, Arthropoda, Insecta, Diptera, Drosophilidae. The record is from RefSeq and is a predicted model, not a curated record.